AAGUGCCGCCAUUUUGGGGUGUUCUGCUCUGGCGGCGGUGGCGGCGGCAGCGGCGGCGGGACGCGGAGGCUCCCUUGGGACUCGGCCUUAGCAGCGAGGCGGCGGCGGCGGCUGCGGAGGCGCAGGCAGCAGCUGAGGUAGCGGCGGGCUCAGGGUCAGCCGCUGAGUGAAGACAUAGUCCAGAGAGGGAGGUGUAAAGCUACAGGCUGAACGUAACUUCUUUUUUUCAAAGUUCCCUGUGUUGUGAACUGAGCUUGAGUGAAGUGAAAUCUCUUGAGGAAGCUAAAGCUGUGUGUAUUUGUGGAUCAGACAAGUGCAGCAAGUUAAUGUCACUGGCUUCUGAAGGGGAGAGUGAGGUGAUGGCUGCGUUUAAGUUGGAUUUCCUUCCAGAAAUGAUGGUGGAUCAUUGCUCUUUGAAUUCCAGUCCCGUCUCCAAGAAAAUGAACGGCACCCUGGACCACCCAGACCAACCAGAUCUUGAUGCUAUCAAGAUGUUUGUGGGCCAGGUUCCAAGGACCUGGUCUGAGAAGGACUUGAGGGAACUCUUUGAACAGUAUGGUGCUGUCUAUGAAAUCAAUGUCCUAAGGGAUAGGAGCCAAAACCCUCCUCAGAGCAAAGGGUGCUGUUUUGUUACAUUUUACACCCGCAAAGCUGCAUUAGAAGCGCAGAAUGCUCUUCACAACAUGAAGGUCCUCCCAGGGAUGCAUCAUCCUAUACAGAUGAAACCUGCCGACAGUGAGAAGAGCAAUGCAGUGGAAGACAGGAAGCUGUUUAUUGGUAUGAUUUCCAAGAAGUGCAGUGAAAAUGACAUCCGAGUUAUGUUCUCUUCAUUUGGACAGAUUGAAGAAUGCCGGAUAUUGAGGGGACCUGAUGGCCUGAGCAGAGGCUGUGCGUUUGUGACUUUUACAACAAGAGCCAUGGCACAGACGGCUAUCAAGGCGAUGCACCAAGCACAGACCAUGGAGGGUUGCUCAUCCCCCAUGGUGGUAAAAUUUGCUGAUACACAGAAAGACAAAGAACAGAAGAGAAUGGCCCAGCAGCUCCAGCAGCAGAUGCAGCAGAUCAGCGCAGCAUCCGUGUGGGGAAACCUUGCUGGUCUAAAUACUCUUGGACCCCAGUAUUUAGCACUUUAUUUGCAGCUCCUUCAGCAGACUGCCUCCUCUGGGAACCUCAACACCCUGAGCAGCCUCCACCCAAUGGGAGGGUUAAAUGCAAUGCAGUUACAGAAUUUGGCUGCACUAGCUGCUGCAGCUAGUGCAGCUCAGAACACACCGAGUGGUACUAAUGCUCUCACUACAUCCAGUAGUCCCCUCAGCGUGCUCACCAGUUCAGCAGGGUCUUCACCAAGCUCCAGCAGUAGCACCUCUGUCAACCCCAUUGCCUCCUUGGGAGCCCUGCAGACAUUAGCUGGAGCAACGGCAGGCCUCAACGUUAGCUCUUUGGCAGGGAUGGCUGCUUUAAAUGGUGGCCUGGGCAGCAGUGGCCUUUCCAAUGGCACUGGGAGCACCAUGGAGGCCCUCACACAGGCCUACUCGGGGAUCCAGCAAUAUGCUGCUGCGGCACUCCCCACCCUGUACAACCAGAAUCUGUUGACACAGCAGAGUAUUGGUGCUGCCGGGAGCCAGAAGGAAGGUCCAGAGGGAGCCAAUCUGUUCAUCUACCACCUGCCCCAGGAGUUUGGAGAUCAGGACCUGCUACAGAUGUUUAUGCCCUUUGGGAAUGUCGUGUCUGCCAAGGUUUUUAUAGAUAAGCAGACAAACCUGAGCAAGUGUUUUGGUUUUGUAAGUUACGACAAUCCUGUUUCGGCUCAAGCUGCCAUCCAGUCCAUGAACGGCUUUCAGAUUGGCAUGAAGAGGCUUAAAGUGCAGCUCAAACGUUCGAAGAAUGACAGCAAGCCCUACUGAGCGUGCUCCCCUCUGAGACUGGAGUGAGAGGGUCUUCUGGCACAGCUUGCGCUGAAGACUCGGCUACUGCCUUCUGUGGGAGUUUCACUUCAUACAGAGGACAAAUUUGUGCUUUGGUUUCCAGUGUUUUACUUUGGAGUUUAGGUGCCAUAUCCUGAGUUAUUUUCCUUAUUUAAAGUUUGCUGUGUUUGUAACCAGUGUGUGUUGAGAAGGACCAACAUCAAACCGCCCUUGGGGAGGAGGGGGUAUGGAGAAACAUUAAAAGAGAUCAGAACUUGCCUCAAACUAUCCCAAGAGAGAGGACUGAGUGAACAAAAAUUGACCCCUAGAAUCUCCCUGAGUGUGAGAAUGGGUGAAACGGGAACUGAUACCCAAGAGCUGUGGGGGCAGAGAGGAGGGCUUGGCUUUUGGGGGAGGGUAAGAGUGACUUGACACCCAGCAGCCCUGGGAGCUGGGGGCCGAAACGCCUCCAGAGCUGACUUCUGGGGAAAUACUGAGUUCAUGCCACCUGUUUUUCAGAUUCUUGUCCAGGAUUUCUGGCCCUCUUUCCCAAGAAGGGGCUAACAAUUCUCUAGAAAUAAAGCACCUGUUAAAUUAGCCUGAUGUAUGCAAAAAGCAAGGAGACAUCACCCCUUACCAGCUUUCCCAGUCUUCCAUUAGUAUUGGAUUGGCCCUGCCUGGCUUGUGCUUGUUAGGAAGAAGCAUCUGGUAAAAGAGGUCAUAUUUUAGUUUAUUUCAACACCAAAUUAUUAUACUGGGAUCCAUUUCUAAGAGGUCCCUUUAAAGAAGACCUCUAAGGAAGACACUACACAGUUUCCUUCCUUGUAGCUGACCAUAGCAAGGACUGUCACUACCAUCCAAAGCCAGCUUUCUCAUGAAGGUAGAUCCAAGAAGGGCUUAGAAUGUAUAGCUGAAGGGGGCACCUCUCCUGAGCAGAGCGAUCAAAAGCCAUCAAGUUGGAGGAGGAGGAGCCUUUUCUUGGUGUACCUGAACCAAAAGGUCCCUCCCUUUAAGCCAGAGUGCUGCAUUUGUCAGUGGCCAGCACUUCAUACUUGAAAGGAUCAAAAAGUCUGUGCUUGCCCUUGCCUCCGUGGUUGAGGUAUUCCAGAUAAAGUAAUCCCACUGAGGCAGGCCCCUCUUCUAACCACUCCAGCCCCAUCUGCUCUUCUAAACAGAGGAGACAAUGGGACGUUUACAGCCUCCAUAUGGAUUUAGUGUUCAUUUACCUCAGUAUUACUGUGUUCGUUUUUGUCCUUGUGCUUACAGUUAGCUCCCUGCUGCCUCCCAUAGGUCUCACUCCAGCUCUUGCCUGUGACCCACAUAGCCUCUGGGUCCUACCUCUGCUCCAAGAAAUGCUGUGGGGGUGGAGAGCCAGAAGGACUUGCUGUUGGGAAUAUACACCUCAGCAGAGAGCUCUGUUAGGAUAUGAUUCUCAGCCAAGGCCAGGGACUGGGUCCCUGCUGUCUUAAACCUCACAAACAUCAGUCCUUACCCCUAGCAGCAGGGAUGAGAUGAGAGGGAUUGGUUUGCUGUUAAUUGGUUGGGGGCUCUUUCCUUGCCAUGCUGUCCAUUUGGGUAAGAGACAGGGAUUGACCACCUUGCUGUUGUGCAGGUAGUUCGUGGUGUUGGAUAAUCCCACUGAAGCUGGGUCAGCUGUUCCCUUCUCAUAGUGAUAACUUGGGUGUGUUGUCCUCUAAGGAACGUGAAACAUACUUGAGCUGAACCACGUAAACUUGAAUUACGCGCACUGGGAGAAAUGUGUCCUGUGUUUCAAGGAUAAAACUGUUCCAAAGGCUUCCAGGGUCAUGAUGGGAUUUUUUAAAUAAAAGCAAAAAAGAAAAAGAAAAAGAAAAAAAUGCUAGGUUGGGGAGGCACUGUUCUGAAUCCCAACCGGCUGGAACCAAGAAUGUCAUUUCUAUUUUUAUAGAAGUUUUAUACAGCUCUGGGGUGGAGAAUAUUUAUUACCUAAACUAUAUCUCUGGAAAAGGCCAGGAUUUUGUAGAAUCCAGAAUGUGAUUGUUGUACACACAGGGUGCUGUGUAUGAUUGAUACUACUGACUUUCUGUGGCCCAGCUAAUCUGCCAGGGUGGGGGACGAGUUAAUGCUGUGAAUUGGCGGAGGAGAGAGCUGUUCUCCCCAGGGUGCUGCCAGUGGUCUGAUCCCUAACCUUCUGUCUUCCUCCUUGGCCAUCGUGGGGUUUUCCAAAGCCCGAAACUCUGUUUCCACUUUCCCCUUUCCCUCUUCCCCCAUUUCACUAUUUGUCCUCUGAUUUGUCCUGGGCUCUGGAACCUUAAAACACCUUUUCAAACAAUGCGGAAGACAAAGGUGCGGUCAGCCUGUCUUUGUUACCAGACCUGGAGGUUUCGUGCCUGCUUGUGGGUUCUCUUUUCUACAAGGAGUGUAUGCCACAGCAGGGCUCUCAGCUGCCACAUUGGCCAGUUGGUGAGACCAGGCAUUUCUCUCUGCUCUCUUCUCCCUGCCUGGAGUGAACACAGCAGCACUGCCCUUGAGCAAAGUACUCUCCUCAGGCCAGAGAUGGUUUUGUGACGAAGCUGCUCCCAGACAAGUCUCAUAGUAUAAAAGGUUCAGCUUGCAGAGUUGGAGACUUGUAGAGAAGUCUUAAGCAGUCCUUUUUUGUGGGGUUUUCAUUUAUGUAAAUGUAUUUUCUGUAGUUUUGUUUCUUGGGUUUCAUCAUGAAAUUGAUUUGCCUUGAAUGCAGCCAGGCACUGUCUCCUGGGUCCCACAUGAGUGAUCAGGGCCUGCGGUGGAAGCUAAGAGCUUGGAUUUCUGGGAACAAAGGGCCAUCCCCAUAGGAUUGAGGAGAAAUCCUCACCUUCCCCCUGAAGAAUUCUCUCCUCCCAGCCAGCAUCUGCUGCUUCUCCUUGAUCUUGACCGCGAGGAGUAGGGGGAGUGGCUGAGGCUCUACUCUACCAGAGACCUUCUCGGACAAGUAUGGGCGCUUAGGGGGAAAUCCAAACCUUAGGUUCCCUUCUGUCUCUGGCAGUUGGAUGUUUUCUUGGUGUCCUCCAUGUCCUUUUUGACUUUUCCCUGUGUCCAUUGUUAGCAUCUGCAAAAGUUCCCUGUCAUUACCCAGCCCCUGCCCACCCAUCUCCUCAUUUCAGGGCUGUACACAGUGAGUGUUCCUGUUCUCUCUCUCUUUGUUUGGAUGUAUUGCUCUGUGUAACUCAGUGGGUCUCCCUCUUUCUGGUUUGUUUUUUUUCUAGAUUCCUGCCGUUUGUUCAUCGUUGUGCCUAAAGCAUGUCGAUGUGGCGUCAAGUACAUCGUCCAAAUCCCUGUCUCUUCAGCUUCUCUGAUGCUUGAACUCUCACCUUUGACCUUGUGUUGACCUUUGAUGCUGACAUGAUUUUUAUUAUGUUUGUUUGUUGUUUGUUUUUUCUUUUUCUUUCCUUUUUUUUUUCUUUCGUGCUGCCAAAUUGGUUUUGCUAGAACGACUGCUGAAGGGGAAAUAUUUAAACUUGCAUUUGAAUAUAAAAAAAAUCUAUUUUUCUAGAACUUCAUAAGAUAACCACUUGAUUUUGUGAUUCCAAUUCUUUGUAAUUGUCUUCAGAGCAGCCCUACUAGCACAUACCGCGUGGUGUUUGUAUUUCUGUGAACACACAAGCCAGUCCGUUUCUAGGCUUUGUUUCUCUGUGUGCUUAGUUUUAAAGACAACGUUGAAGUAAACAAUGAAAUAAAAGAUGUCACUAAAACCUUUGAGGCUCCUGAGCACAUUUUGCUGAUCUAGUUUGUGGGGCUGAAGGACACUGCAUGUGUUCUUUUUGUUUUUCUGAGUUCUCAACUGCAGAAAACACCUGAAUCCCUUUUCCUUUUUGACAGCAGGCUGCAGUUUGGGCCCUAGCCAGUCCUUUUCUUUUUCAUUUGUGGUUCUUCCCUGUAGCAACCCUGCAGGGAGCCUUCAGAUUCUUUUGGCCCCUUCCCCUCAGUCCCACUGCACUUGUUCCUACAGUCUCCACAGCAAAAUGUGAUGUUUUGAUUUUUUGUUUUUGUUUCUAUAUUGCUUUUGUUUUUGUUUUGAAUUUUUCCUUUCCUACUAAGAUUAUGCCCAGAAAAAAAAAGUUUUGCGUGUUUCCUGCUGUUUCCUCACACCUUCGUAUAUAUCACCUUCACCUCUCUUGUUUUCUAUAGUUUGUGCAAAAACUGACCGAUUUAAUAGGGUUUCAAGGAAGCUGUUUUAAAUUGUGGGGUUAUUUUUUUUCAAGAUUGUAUUUUAUUUUGAAGUGGCAACUUCCUCCUCUCGUGCCCUUAGAUCGUUUGCCUGUGCGCUUAGACUGUCACCUCAUGUGGCCUCCAGGCCUCAGCAGGUCCUCCAGCGAGGCUGGCUGCUCUGUGCAGAGACAGUUGGGAAGGCCUGGAGAGGCAUGAAGAGCAGAGAUAGAAUCCAGAAGGUGGCUGCAGGUGGGCAAGAGGCCUAGCGCAUCAAGGGUAGUGAGCAUCCCUCGGCUCAGAGGAAGCAGUCCUCUUAAUCAUUCAGAGGCCAUCUGUGCACUAAGCCGCAAUAUUACCUGCCAGCGCUUUUCCUAGGUGACAAGCACAAUACUACAGUCUUCACACUGUUUACAGCCCUGGGCACCAGCCACCCCACACUGGCUCUUCACUGCACCUCUGCUCCUGCUUAGAUAGUGGGUGGCGUUAGGGCUGGGAUUUGUUUGUUUGUCUGUUUUUUUAAUCGGGUGAAGAGCCAAAUAGCUACUGUCCUCGGGUGCCAGACAAGCCAGUUCUUUGGUUCCCUUAGGGCACUCCUUGGUUCUUGUGGCACCAUCCAGCCUCAGGGUCUUAGGGACUAGAGUAAGAAUGUGAAUGGCAGAGGGAGAGGCCAGAGGAGAUCAGAGGUGGCAGGAUAGAUCUGUGGACAUAAGAGGUUGCAGAAGGAAUUUGUGUAAAUCCCACCCAGACCUAAGCUGCUGGUGGGUGGGAGAGCUGGGGAGUAGGAUUGUCCAGGGAAGGACAGAGAGGGAUAGCUAAGGGACUGGGGGGAGGGGGGUGGGGAAGGUAGAAGCACUGUUGGCAUCAUCCAUGCUGGGGUUGAUGAAGGAAGGGAUCCCAGCAGAAUUUCUGCUCUGGUACCCAGUAGGUUGUGUAGUAUUACACUCGAGGCCACUCUUUUAGGAGGAAAGGGUGGCCAAAGGGAGCCAGUGUAUGGUAGGCUGCUUCAUUUCCUGGAAGGGGUGAUUGGAUGGAAAGUGGCCAAGAACCCCAGCCUGAGAGAGACUGCCGUGCACCCCACAGUCUGACUGCACAGAGCCGCCUCUAUUGGCAGAGGCGCUGAGGCUGUCCUUCCUGUGUGUUCAGAAUCCAUGUUUGCCAAUACAGUUUGCUUUCAAUUCCAAAAGGAGCUCUGGGAAAACCUGUGGAUAAAACCAAAUGCCAAACGUUAGAUAUUGUUUCCUUUUCCUUUUUCUCUCUCUCUGAUGUUUUAAUUGUUCUGUGGUGGUUUUAAUGGAUUUGAGACCCUGGAGCGGCAGCUGCCUUUCUGAUUUCCAGCUGCUUUUUGUGAAUAAUUUAAAAAGAAAAAAAAAAAAGAAACUUUACAUUUUGGAGACAAACCUGUGUGAGUUUUUUAUUGGUACAAACGUAUUUAACACUAGGGGUUUUGUACAGUUUUUUGCCUUUUCUACUAGAAAACAAUGUAAAGUGAUUUCACAAUGUGAAGAGAAAAAAAUUGCCACUAUGACCAAACGCACAGUCUGUUCUGCAGCAACAAUGGGAUUCAAUCAACUCAAAGUCGUGAUUCAGCCGUAGAAAUGCUUUCCCUUUACCUUGUUUGAGCUUCACCUUUCUUUCCUCUUUUCAUUUGCAAAAGAAAAUGUCUUUUUUGUGUGAACUUGUGUUGUACUAUGUAGAAAAUUAUGGAUUUUACUUUAAUGGUUAAAAAAAAAAAGGCAAGAAGAGCCCUUGUUGCUUUUCUGACCUAAUCACAGAGUUUGUGUAGUGGAUUAAAAAAGAAAAAAAAAUUGUUACAAGUUUGGAGGAGGGAGUAUGUGUUUAAAAGGAAAUCUUCCUUCUUUUGUGUGUUUUUCCUUUUGUUCCAAUGGGAAACCUUAAUCUAUUUUAAUUGCACAGACACACAGACAAAAAGUCAUUUUGUAUCUGCCAAGUGUGGUACCUUCCUUUGUUUAUUUGCUAUUAAACUGUUUGAGAAAAACUGA
Messenger RNA from Manis pentadactyla (Chinese pangolin), 8071 nucleotides. RefSeq names its product CUGBP Elav-like family member 1 (gene CELF1). The coding region runs from base 327 to 1904 and encodes 525 amino acids. The transcript has 17 exons. Lineage: Eukaryota; Metazoa; Chordata; Mammalia; Pholidota; Manidae. The record is from RefSeq and is a predicted model, not a curated record. Gene Ontology annotation, molecular function: mRNA 3'-UTR binding. Gene Ontology annotation, cellular component: cytoplasm; nucleus; ribonucleoprotein complex. Gene Ontology annotation, biological process: mRNA splice site recognition; regulation of alternative mRNA splicing, via spliceosome.